AUGGAAGAUAUAUACAUUAUACGGUACCAUACGUUUUGCGCCAGGUCGAUGCGUGAUUUAACGAUAUCGCUUCGAAAGCGAUUUAUCACAACGUUCGUUGCGAGCGGGAGCGUGUCACGGUCGUCACGAGCGUUCGUUUGAUUGCAAAUAAAGAAGAAAAUCUUUAAUGAGAGACUUGUAUGCAAGAAAAAAGGGUUGGAUUUAUACGUUACGAGGUUCGUUUUGGACAAGGAAUUGAAUAGCACGCGCAGUACAAGAUGCCAAAAUUGCCGAUCCGGAAAGCCAAAAGAGUUGGCGUGUUGGCGACCAAAAGGACGCAGUGCUUGAAAAAUGUCCAUUUCAAGGAACGAUCCUAUAGACCACUGUAUGAGAAGUUAAAGCACAACAAUAAUUACUUGGCGAAAGCGCUAUCGCAAGAAAAACAGACCAACCAAACAUUAUUCUCACAAAAUGUUGAUCUGAUCGGAGAGAUACAACAACUAAAUCACAUAUGCAACACACGAAAUACUGUAAUUUCCAAUGUACUGAAUAACUCAAAAGAAAUAUUGAAAAUGUUGGUCACGAUGACCGGUUAUAUGACGAACACGAUCUCCAUGUGUCAGGAGCUUGUUGCGUCUGAUACUGCUGCUAGAAUAUCAUCUGCUUCAGCUGGAAUGAAAGAAUCACCCAGCAAAUUAACAAAACCGCCAGCUAAAGGUGUAGUAAAGCCUAUGGUGAGUGGGCACACUAUUACUAAGCCCACAAUAAAUUUAAGCCGGGUUAAUAUGGAAAGUUUUAAUAUAGCAAGACUGAGCGAUAUACCAGAAGUAACACCUAAUAGAAGUCAGGAAAUGAAUGAGACUAGGUCGCCAAUUAUUCCCACCUCACCCCUUAGAUAUGAAAAUGGUCGUACAUGCAGACUGCCAGAAAGACUGACACUUUCUUCACCCCGCUUCAAUGCGGCAGAGGAACAACGAUUAAGAAGAAAAAGAAGAAGUCACCAUUCAAAGCGAUUAUCAGUAUCGUUUUCACGAUCGCAAAAUAGAUGGUCCGGUGAAUCUCCAACGAGUGCGGAGCAUAUUAACGUCAUCGGCACCAGGAUAGACAUUGAAAGUCAGGAGAGUCAUGACGACACGUCUCACGAUCUGUCGGACAGAAUAAACGCGAUAGCGGAAUCGCAGGUGUCGAUUGACUCGAGCGAGGAGGAUGAACCGCGUGUGAACACAUCGAAGAAAGAUCUCAGUGUACGACUAAGUAAAAUCUCUAGUAAAGAUUUUAGUAGCAACUCCAGUGUAGCAAAAAACUCAAGACUGACGCAAAAUAGUACUAGAAAUUGGGAGGAAGAGGAUCCGUUGGAAGGUCCAAGCUGGCGGUUCAACAAUCCCUUGCCGCGGGAUAACGAGCCCGAGGAGCUCGACCACGAUGAUGUAUCUGACGUUAACAACAAUAUGUCGCAAGUGGUAGUGUAUGACGAGUCGAGCGUGGCGGGAAGCAGUCUAGAGGAGUCCUUAAACGAAUCUGUGAGCAAUGCGCAAACUUCGGAGAGAGACGCGACGCUCACUGCCGACGGCACCGAGUUUGAAUCUGGUCUGCGCGAGCACGAUAGUAUGGACGGUACUAUUUGCGAGAUACUUUCGGCAUCGAAUCGCGAAAGAAAUACCGUAGAGAAUAGCGUUGAAGACGGCAACGUGGACGCGGGCACAAUGAAAUUCGCGAGCUUCGUGACGCUAAGACGCGGGCAAUCCGAAGCGCCGGAAGAGCCGGAGGAGGAUUUCACCCUAAUGCUGCGCCCGUCAGCGCAAAAUAUGCAAUUCAACAUGAACGAGCUGCGACUGCCCGUUUUGGAGAAGAUCGCGGUAAACAAUUCCGCCGACAGCAACGAAACCGACGCCGAAGUAACCGCCGCGAUACCGAGAGUUACGAAUGUCUCGAAGGUGGCAUCUUCCGCGUCGAAUCGUAACUCGAACGAAUCUGAUUACGACCAUAUCAUGCAAAAACUGCCAUUAAUUAUAAUUAACAAUCACCAGAGCACCCCGACGCAGCAAAAGACCAAGCAUUCCAGUAAAAGUGGUAGUAAGAAGACGAAGAUACCGAAUAUGAAAGACAGUACGAGUCACGCUGGAGGUUCUUCGAUCGUUAAGAGCAAGGCGAAAUUCACAAGCAAAUCUGAGAAUAAUAGAGAUCCGAGCGCAGCGAAAGUCGUUUUGGAGAAGCUCAACGAGUCUCAUGUUAAACCGAGGACGUCGGCCAAUGAUACCCAAAACGCCAGUAAUGUGAGAGACGUCACGUCCGAUGAAGAGGAUAAUGUACGAGACUCGGAGAAUAGUACCUACGCCUCUAAUCGCCCUAGACGAAGAAAGGCGCCGGUAAACUUGAAAGAACCUAAAUUGAAUAAGAAAUUGAGACGACAAUAGUAGGAAGGAUAUGUAGGAUCAAGAUUUAAUGCUGAAAAUUGUUAUACUCGUAUUAACGAUACUGCUGAAAGCUGUUUCUGCAAUCCGAGUUCUGACAGAGCAGUGUAAACGGACUACAUAUAAAUUAUCUCAAUAGAUGUCAAAUUUAAAAAUCAAUGGUGUUUGUUAGCUGAUAUCGUGGGAGUUAUGGUUGAUUCAACUGUCCUAAUAAUCUCGCGGGAACGUUGUAUUCCCGAUACAUUACUUCUUCCGCUGGUAUGCACAUUCUGCGGCCUUGACGGUAAGUACAAAGCACCCUCGUAAAUUGACAUAAACAUUCUGUAUCUAAUGAAAAAGAAAUUUGAAAAUUUUAUUUUUAUUGAAAAAUACUUAUUUCUAUAACAAUUUUAAUUUUAAUUUUUUUAUUAGUCCUUUAACUCUUAUUAUCGCCUUUUCCAAGAAAAUGUAAUGAAUCAAGGGUGCUUUACACUUAUGGUCAAGGCCAUAUAAUUGGCCUUUUUUUUGUACUAUGUUCUAGGCAUCGAUACGGUAUGUACAAAAAACAUGCCCGUAUCUUCCUUCUACAGUAUUAUUAUUGGUACAAUACCUUAUUUCUUUUGUAUGCUACCAGAAUUAUUUUAAUAAACAUAGCUGGUAUGUGUGAA
Molecule: messenger RNA, 3037 nt
Organism: Wasmannia auropunctata (little fire ant)
Lineage: Eukaryota; Metazoa; Arthropoda; Insecta; Hymenoptera; Formicidae
Exons: 10
Coding region: 258-2393 (711 amino acids)
Biological process (GO): meiotic chromosome segregation
Cellular component (GO): chromosome, centromeric region; nucleus
Source: RefSeq, a predicted model, not a curated record